Messenger RNA from Momordica charantia (bitter melon), 2463 nucleotides. Its product is annotated as sterol 3-beta-glucosyltransferase UGT80A2. The record is from RefSeq and is a predicted model, not a curated record. Gene Ontology annotation, molecular function: UDP-glycosyltransferase activity; hexosyltransferase activity. NCBI's taxonomy places the organism in Eukaryota, Viridiplantae, Streptophyta, Magnoliopsida, Cucurbitales, Cucurbitaceae. Gene Ontology annotation, biological process: carbohydrate metabolic process.
CAUCCAUCACAACUCGCCCACCAACUCAACUCGACUCGUGGAUGGGGAACGUGCUCUCCCUCUCGUUCACCACAGUCCCCUGAAAAAGGAAGAACAAGAAGAAGCAGAAAAAGGCACAAACACAAAARAAGGUGAAAGAUUCCUCUGUUUGUUAUCAUUUCCUUGGAAUCAGAACUUUCUGUUCAGUCCCCUGUCCAGAUCGUUGGAUCUCAAUUGCGUCGCCUUGUUCCGGCGCCGAUGCGAUGAGGCAGACGCUCGACAGGCACCAGAGCUCGUCCUUGAGUUCCUCCGAAGUUGAAGUCAGCAUGGAGCAGGAUACGAGGAGGGAGAAUGGUAGUGAUAGUAAUGGAAUGGCGAGCAGAGAAGUUAGAAUUGAAGAUAGCCUUGGUCCCGAAAAGAAUGGCGGCAAUGACUCUCCAGGUAUCUCCAGCAGGACUCUUUUUAAAGUCAACACCAUGCCAAUACAGACAUCAAGUGUUGACCAGUUGGAAUCUGAUUCAAGUCAGCAUAAAUUAGAAAGAUCAAAGACUGAGAUGCACAAACAUAAGUUUCUUGCUGAAGAGGCAGCUAAAAUUUUUGAUGACAAGAUUCCUGUUCAUAGGAAGCUUAAAUUGUUAAACAGAAUAGCCACGGUGAAAGACAAUGGAACUGUGGAAUUUGAAGUCCAUGAAGACAUUGAACCUCAUACUCUUGAUGUUGGACCAAAGGAAGCCUAUCAUGAAACAAAUGAAGAAGAACCUCUCGAAGCAACAGACCUCCAGGAUAUACCACCUCUGCAAAUAGUAAUGCUUAUAGUUGGAACACGUGGAGAUGUACAGCCAUUUAUUGCAAUUGGAAAACGUUUACAGGAUUAUGGUCAUCGUGUUAGACUUGCUACUCAUUCAAAUUUCAAGGAGUUUGUUUUAACUGCUGGGCUGGAGUUUUAUCCACUUGGUGGAGAUCCGAAGAUUCUUGCGAGCUACAUGGUGAAAAACAAGGGUUUCUUGCCCUCGGGGCCUUCUGAGAUACCCAUUCAAAGGAAUCAAAUGAAAGAAAUCAUUUAUUCGUUACUUCCAGCUUGCAAAGAACCUGAUAUUGAUUCUGGCAUUGCCUUUGAAGCUGAUGCUAUCAUUGCCAACCCACCAGCUUAUGGACAUACCCAUGUGGCAGAGGCACUUAACAUUCCAAUUCACAUUUUUUUUACAAUGCCAUGGACGCCAACAAGUGAAUUUCCUCAUCCUUUAUCCCGUGUCAAGCAACAGGCUGGCUAUCGGCUCUCAUAUCAAAUUGUAGACUCCUUAAUUUGGCUUGGGAUACGGGACAUGAUUAAUGAUCUUAGGAAGAAAAGGUUGAGGCUACGACCUGUCACUUAUUUAAGUGGCUCUCAUGCCUCUGAAUCAAAUGUGCCACAUGGAUAUAUAUGGAGCCCGCAUCUUGUUCCUAAACCAAAAGAUUGGGGGUCUAAGGUGGACGUGGUCGGAUUUUGCUUCCUUGAUCUUGCAUCAAAUUAUGAACCUCCUGAGACGCUUGUAAAUUGGCUUCAGGCUGGUGACAAGCCUAUUUAUAUUGGUUUUGGUAGCCUUCCUGUUCAAGAACCUGAAAAGAUAACCCAAAUAAUUGUAGAAGCGCUGGAAAUUACUGGGCAGAGAGGCAUCAUCAACAAAGGCUGGGGCGGUCUUGGAAAUUUGGCAGAACCGAAGGACUUUGUGUAUUUAUUGGACAAUUGCCCUCAUGAUUGGCUAUUCUUACAGUGCAAGGCUGUGGUGCAUCAUGGUGGUGCUGGAACAACAGCUGCCGGACUAAAAGCUGCUUGCCCUACAACGAUCAUCCCUAUUUUUGGAGAUCAACCAUUUUGGGGUGAGCGGGUACAUGCUAGAGGAGUUGGUCCUGCACCUAUCCCAAUUGAUGAGUUAUCACUUGACAAAUUGGUUGGUGCUAUGAAGUUCAUGCUAGAUCCAAAGGUAAAAGAGUCUGCGCUCGAGCUUGCCAAGGCCAUGGAGAAGGAAGAUGGAGUAGAAGGAGCUGUGAAGGCCUUCUUUAAGCAUUAUUGUCCAAGAAAGACCGAACCAGAGUCAGAGUCAGAUGAGCCAACCGUUUUCUCUAUACGUAGAUGUUUUGGUUGUUCUUGAUUCUAUGCCGUGGGAAUUAUCCUCGACGCGACUCUCUAUUACGACUUUCUGGUAAUAGAAGAUGGCAUGUCCCUGCUGCGAAACAUGGGCAAAUGUCCUGAGCAGUGAUAUGUUAGAGGUAAAUGCUUAUACUGUUGAUAAUCUCAAUGAUUGAUGCAUAUUUUUAUUUGUUGUUAUCAGUAUUCUUUUUAAUUCAUCUCUUCCUGACCUUUAAAUGUAUAUUUUUUUGAGCCCUUUGUUGGUUUUAUUGUAAAGUAGAUAUAUGCAGGUUUAUUAGGUGAUGAUGGUGUUUUCAUCUUUUAUGUUUCCUAAACAAUGGAGUUGAUUGAUGCGGGAAUGGAUAACAUUUGUGUUA